CAGGCUGUGCGACAUGGGAACGGUGUAGAUCCCGGAGGGGGGAUUUGAGGGGCUCAAGCUAAGUCUUUUAUUUAUUUAUUUUUUGCAAAGGUCUGAGACUUUCCAGGCUUCCCCUCGUUGCCUCCAUCUUGCUCUGCGUUAAGUUUUGAGGGUAGUAGCUUUACUUCUUGUAUCUCUCGGUUGAGUCCAAAAUCUUCCGCACUUUAGUUUCUCGCUGGAAUACCAUGCCGAGACCCCAGAAGAGGCUGGCUGCGGCUGCUGGCCCAGACAAGAAGAAGCUAUCAGGAAAACGUACCAAAACUGAGGAUGCAGCGCAGGCAUCCGCUAACAUAGAGGACUCCGGCCCUCAGAAGACUUCAGCCUCUAAAAACUGUGUGAAGAGCCUAAGCAGCUACUGGCUAAUGAAGUCUGAGCCAGAGAGCCGAUUAGAGAAAGGAGUAGACGUGAAGUUUGGCAUUGAGGAUCUCAAAGCACAGCCUAAGCAGACGACAUGCUGGGAUGGUGUUCGCAACUACCAGGCUCGGAACUUCCUUAGAGCCAUGAAGCUGGAGGAAGCAGCUUUCUUCUACCACAGCAACUGCAAAGAGCCCGGCAUCGCAGGACUCAUGAAGAUUGUGAAGGAAGCCUACCCAGACCACACACAGUUUGAUAAAAACAGCCCCUAUUAUGAUCCCUCCAGCAAAGAGGACAGCCCUAAAUGGUCCAUGGUGGAUGUCCAAUUUGUUCGGAUGAUGAAGCGUUUCAUCCCCCUAGCUGAGCUCAAAACCUAUCAUCAAGCUCACAAAGCCACUGGUGGCCCCUUAAAAAAUAUGGCUCUUUUCACUCGCCAGAGACUCUCCGUUCAGCCCCUGACCCAAGAAGAGUUUGAUUUUAUUUUGAGUCUGGAAGAAAAGGAAUCACGCUAACUGAGACAAUACUGCCAGGAUGGGCAGGGCGUUACUCCAGAGGACUCAAGGUUUUUUAAGACAAAAGAUGGUUUAAGAAGGCUUACUUGUUACGUUCACCUGGACUUGUGUACGUAGGUGGUUUUGUGUACUUUUUUCAAUAAAACAUUGAUAUCAGAGUUGAAA
Otolemur garnettii (small-eared galago) is the source of this 1070-nucleotide messenger RNA. It is a transcript of the gene THYN1, whose product is annotated as thymocyte nuclear protein 1. The record is from RefSeq and is a predicted model, not a curated record. Gene Ontology annotation, cellular component: nucleus. The transcript has 7 exons. Lineage: Eukaryota; Metazoa; Chordata; Mammalia; Primates; Galagidae. The coding region runs from base 225 to 905 and encodes 226 amino acids.